ACUAAUGACAUGAUACAGAAAGUCUGCAUCGGAGAGAACAACGUGAUCGAAGAAGAGAUACGUGUGAACAGAAGUGUCAGUGAAUGGGCAGGAGGAGGUGGAGGCGGAGGAGGUGCAACUUACAUAUUUAAGAUGGAGAAUGGAGAACCAGUGCCCUUGAUAAUUGCAGCAGGAGGUGGUGGCAGGGCCUACAGGGCCAAAACAGACACAUUUCAUCCAGAAAGGCUGGAGAAUGAUUCCUCUAUUCCAGGGCUGAAUGGAAAUUCAGGAGCUGCAGGUGGUGGAGGUGGCUGGAAUGAUAACACUUCCUUCCUGUGGUCAGGAAAAUCCCUGCUGGAAGGUGCUACUGGAGGAAGAUCCUGCCCCCAGGCCAUGAAGAAGUGGGGGUGGGAGACAAGAGGGGGUUUCGGAGGGGGUGGAGGGGGGUGCUCCUCAGGUGGAGGAGGCGGAGGAUAUAUAGGUGGCAAUGCUGCAGUGGACAAUGACCCAGAGAUGGAUGGGGAGGAUGGUGUGUCCUUUAUUAAUCCAAUUGGUACUUUAUACACUCCAGCACUUAAAGUGACAGAAGGGCACGGAGAGGUGGAUAUUAGGCUGCAUCUUAACUGCAGUCACUGUGAGAUGGACGAGUGCCGGGUUGAUCUCGAGACUCAAAAAGUCAUUUGCUAUUGUGAGCCAGGCACAGAGCUGGCUGAGGAUGGUGUGUCUUGCAUAGCUGAGCCAGUGGUUCAUCUCCCUCUCUCCUUGGUCUUGUCUGUAGUGACUUCAGCACUGGUAGCUGCUUUAAUUGUGGCUUUUUCAGGAAUCAUGAUAGUGUAUCGCCGGAAGCACCAGGAGCUGCAAGCCAUGCAGAUGGAGUUACAGAGCCCAGAAUACAAGCUGAGCAAGCUGCGUACCUCCACUAUCAUGACAGACUACAAUCCCAACUACUGCUUUGCAGGGAAGACCACAUCCAUUAGUGACCUCAAAGAGGUGCCUCGAAAAAACAUCUCCCUCAUCCGGGGUUUGGGCCACGGAGCCUUUGGUGAGGUAUAUGAAGGUCAGGUGGCAGGGAUCCCCAGCGACCCCACUCCCUUGCAGGUGGCUGUGAAAACAUUGCCAGAAGUCUGUUCAGAGCAAGAUGAGCUGGACUUCCUCAUGGAAGCUCUCAUUAUUAGCAAGUUCAACCACCAGAAUAUUGUGCGCUGUAUCGGGGUGAGCUUGCAGGCACUGCCCCGUUUCAUCCUGCUAGAGCUCAUGGCUGGAGGUGACCUGAAAUCGUUCCUGAGAGAGACGCGGCCUAGACCGAAUCAGCCCUCCUCCCUUUCCAUGCUGGACUUGCUACACGUGGCUCGUGACAUUGCUUGUGGGUGUCAGUACCUGGAGGAGAACCACUUCAUUCACAGGGAUAUUGCUGCCAGGAACUGCCUCCUUACCUGUCGAGGGCCUGGGAGAGUGGCUAAAAUUGGAGACUUUGGAAUGGCCCGGGAUAUAUACAGAGCCAGCUACUAUCGGAAGGGUGGGUGUGCAAUGCUGCCUGUCAAGUGGAUGCCUCCCGAGGCUUUCAUGGAAGGGAUAUUUACAUCGAAAACAGACACGUGGUCCUUUGGCGUAUUGCUGUGGGAGAUAUUCUCUUUGGGAUACAUGCCGUACCCUAGCAAAAGUAACCAGGAGGUUCUGGAGUUUGUAACCAAUGGAGGAAGGAUGGAUCCACCUAAAAACUGCCCUGGCCCUGUUUACCGCAUUAUGACUCAGUGUUGGCAGCACCAGCCCGAAGACCGUCCCAAUUUUGCCAUAAUCCUGGAGAGGAUCGAGUACUGCACUCAGGAUCCAGAUGUCAUCAACACUGCUUUGCCAGUAGAAUAUGGCCCAUCAGCUGAGGAGGAGGAGAAGGUGGCGAUGCGCCCCGAUGAUCCAGACGGAAUUCCUCCUCUCCUGGUCUCCACGCACCAGGACAGAAAGGAUGACAAGCAAACUCUGCCAUCUCCACCACCCCUGCCAUCAGCCAUCACUGCUGGAAAACCUCUAGGGAAAGUGGGAGCCCUGGAACCGCCAGUCCCAGGGAAGGUGCAGUCAGCCUCAGCGGGGGGACAUAUCAACAUGGCCUAUGCCCAGUCCAAUCCCCCUUCUGAGCUGCACAAAAGCCGGGGCUCCAGAAACAAGCCCACCAACCUCUGGAAUCCAACCUAUGGUUCCUGGUUUACGGAGAAGCAGGCCAGCAAAAACAGUUCUCUGCUGGAGAAGGAGAAGCCUGAGAGGGAGAAUUUGGGACAGGAAGGAAACUGUACUGUGGGACCCAACAUUGUGACUGGCAGGCUGCCAGGCUCCUCCCUGCUAUUAGAGCCAUCCUCCCUAACAGCAAGUGUUAAAGAAGUGCCUCUCUUUAGGCUCCGCCACUUCCCCUGUGGGAAUGUCAACUAUGGAUACCAACAGCAGGGCUUGCCCUUGGAAGCCUCCGCUCCCCCUUGCGCUAGUGGUUUCGAGGACCCUGUCCUUAGAAACAAGAGCCACAUAACCCAGCAGGGACCCUGA
Molecule: messenger RNA, 2508 nt
Organism: Eurypyga helias (sunbittern)
Lineage: Eukaryota; Metazoa; Chordata; Aves; Eurypygiformes; Eurypygidae
Gene: ALK
Product: anaplastic lymphoma receptor tyrosine kinase
Exons: 16
Biological process (GO): regulation of cell population proliferation; regulation of neuron differentiation; multicellular organism development
Cellular component (GO): membrane; signaling receptor complex
Molecular function (GO): transmembrane receptor protein tyrosine kinase activity; ATP binding
Source: RefSeq, a predicted model, not a curated record